Molecule: messenger RNA, 1320 nt
Organism: Durusdinium trenchii
Lineage: Eukaryota; Dinophyceae; Suessiales; Symbiodiniaceae
Source: the annotation of a GenBank genome assembly
GGACCAUGUUUUUUUCUGCCUGUCACUGACUAUAGCAUUGCAAUAUUGAAGUGCACCGUGCAAGGCGCAUGCCCCGGAACAUUUCAGGGACACUUGUGUACAUUGCCCACUUUCAUUGACAACUCGAUCAUCCUGCGCCCGAUCCUCGGCCAUGUGCGUUCUCUUCGAUCCAGCGGUGCGAUGACGCCCGGUGCUAUGGACGAACACUACAUGCGCUUGGCUCUGUCGGCCGCUGAGCAAGGAAAACGCCUAGGACACCGGCAAGUUUGCAGGGCACGUUGAAUCGCAUCAUUGUAAUGCGGUUGAAAGCAGUUCCCUUCACGACCUGGUUGUCAGGAGAAGUUGCCGUUGGGUGCGUGUUGGUUCAUCAGAGUGGCGAGGUGCUCGCCAUUGGGCACAAUGAAACGAACUGCUCUCGCAACGGCACUCGGCAUUGUGAGUUCGUCGCCUCGGAGAAAGUGUUGUGUCGGGCCAACGGUCCGGACUUGCUGCGUCACAGCUGUUUGUAUGUCACGCUGGAACCUUGCAUUAUGUGUGCUGCAGCGCUGCAACACUUGGGUGUGCCUGAAGUGGUGUUUGGUGCUGCCAACUCGCGGUUUGGUGGCUGUGGCGGUACCUUUCACGUGGACAAAAUCACAGCUGAAGGGAAAGGAGAUUCUGGAUGUAACGCUGCCCGGCCAGCCUUGCGGGGUUUCAAUUCUCGAGGUGGCAUCCUGGCAGAGGAGGCUGUGAAGCUCUUACAGGACUUCUACAAAUCGGGCAAUCCAAAUGCUCCCGACGUGAAGCGACAUCGGCCUUUGGAAUCGGAUGCAAGUGCCGGUGAGAUGGAAAAAGAGGUCGUGGGAACCGUGGAGUUGGCUCGCAAAGAUGCAGAGAGAAGCAGGAUUCGUUCUCCACAUGUUCUGCACUUCAUUGAUCGCCAUUUUUCUCGCCAUUUUGGGCUGGUUUGGACAGAAGAACGGCUCAACAAAGAAAGGCGCAAUUCGCAAGAGAUAGGGACAGAGAUACUUUCGCCACACUUGGAGACAUUUUUUGCCCCUGCACACGGUUUUCAAGCUGAGUAUUGAGUAUUUUGUUACGAGAGCUGGCGUUUUUAGUUCCUCACUUGUGAGGCUCAGCUAUGCAGUGUGUUAAUGUGUGAUGUUGCUCAGGCUCAGGCUCGAGCCUGCUUGCAGAAACCCGUAUAUAGUUGGACAUUUGCGAGUUUGACCCUAGCCUGAAUCUACAGGCGAGCGUUGUCAAACAAUGUCUGUAACUCUUCUUUGGUGCUCUGGUUUGGCCAAGGAGGCCGCGUUUUCCCAUGCAAUUGUCAGUGCAAAC